GUCAGACUAUGAGACAGUUCUCACAGAACUCUCACCACCCAGUUCAACAUGUGGACACUUAUACUCGUCUUGUCCAGUCUAUUCCCAGCUGGAACUGCUGCUGUAACUACAGUAACUGGAUACAAGGGCCUUUCAGUUCAGAUCAGAUGCCCCUAUAAGUCUGGAUAUGAAACCCACUUGAAGUACCUCUGCAGAGGAGAGUGUUAUACUUUCCGGACUAAGAACAUCCCUGUUGAUUCUAAAUCUGCUAAAGACGAGAGAUUCUCUCUGAAUGAUGACACAGCAGCCAGAGUCUUCACUGUUACCAUCACUGAUCUGAGAUCUGAGGAUGGAGGAAAAUACUGGUGUGUGACAGAGCAGACACUGCGUGAUGACUACACAGAGAUUCUGUUAGUGGUUAAAGUGGACACACCUAUGAAUGUUAUUGUCUCACACUCCACCUACACCCCUCCAACACCUGAUCCCAGCACAUCGGUGUAUACUGAGUCCACAUGGUCAUCUGGAGACCCAGAGACAGUAACACAGUCUAGAGAGAUAAAUGAAGAUUAUGUAAACAUCUCACCAAAUUUUGCUUUUGAAAAUAACCAACCAGAGUCUGUCUAUCAGAAUUUUGGCUUCAAAAAUAAUCAUUAAGAUUCCGUGUAAUAAGUCUGAGCCCAGAGACUAACCACAAUCAACUUAGUCUAAAGAAGAUUGAUCAUUUAGUUAAAAGCUUCAGAGGUGUCUUACAUUUACCAGCUCACUACUGUUCACCUGUGUAACUGAUUACCUGUGUAACUGAUCAUCUGUAUACCUGUACAUGUUGUUUCGUUAACUGAUUUAUGUAAGCAUUGCGUAACUCUACUUAAUUA
Molecule: messenger RNA, 851 nt
Organism: Electrophorus electricus (electric eel)
Lineage: Eukaryota; Metazoa; Chordata; Actinopteri; Gymnotiformes; Gymnotidae
Product: CMRF35-like molecule 3
Cellular component (GO): plasma membrane
Molecular function (GO): transmembrane signaling receptor activity
Source: RefSeq, a predicted model, not a curated record